UACGAUCUAUCACAGAAUAUUUCAGAAGCUCUUCAGACGGAGGCUUUGUAGUAGCUAGAAGGUUUCCAUUGAAGAUGUUUCAAGACACUGUGUAUACUAAGAAUAUCGAUGAAUCUGGCGAGGGGUGGAAACUAGUUGAAAAAAUAAAUGUCGAAAAGAUCGAGAAUCUUGCUGCGAGCCGUGGUCGAGAACGUUUCAUAAAUCAAGAAGGCCAUAAUGAAGAGAAAUAUUGGCCGCUGGCCGAGCAACCAAAAAGCAAUUUGUAAGAUUAAUAUCUGCAGAUUUUGGAAGGCGGCGCAAGACAAUACAAUAUUAAUCUUAGAACUAUCUAGAUACCAGGCACUUUCCGUCCUAGUUGCCAACAGAAUUGCGACGCCGACUAUUUGGUCGUAUCUCUGGAAAC
This is a messenger RNA of Acanthoscelides obtectus, 403 nucleotides long. The record is from the annotation of a GenBank genome assembly. NCBI's taxonomy places the organism in Eukaryota, Metazoa, Arthropoda, Insecta, Coleoptera, Chrysomelidae.